Molecule: messenger RNA, 940 nt
Organism: Penaeus indicus
Lineage: Eukaryota; Metazoa; Arthropoda; Malacostraca; Decapoda; Penaeidae
Product: pupal cuticle protein 20-like
Exons: 3
Coding region: 28-870 (280 amino acids)
Cellular component (GO): chitin-based extracellular matrix
Molecular function (GO): structural constituent of chitin-based larval cuticle
Source: RefSeq, a predicted model, not a curated record
UCAGCGCAACGCCGUUCAUCAACGAUCAUGAUAUCGCAGCUAAUAAUCUGUAGUGUUAUUGCCGUGGUGGCAUCACUGCCGGAGGGAUCGCCGUCCACAUCCUACGGGACUCCCAGCGCAGGAGGACUUGGAGGUUCGAGUGGCUCUGGCUUCGGGAGCAGAGGCAGCGGAAGCAUCAGGGCAGGAACAGGCGGGCAUUUUGGCGGAGCUGGAGGAAUCCGAGUCACUUCCGGAACAGCUUUUGGAAGUUCUCUUCAGGGGAUUCGGGGCUCAACUGGAGCAGGAUUUGGAGGUUCCGCGGGAAAGUUCGGAGAUAGCGGCGCUGGAGCUGGAGGAUACAGCGGACCUGUGAUUCCCAUCCUCAGAGACGACCGCCAGGGACCCGAUGAGUUCGGAAACUACAACUUCAACUUCGAAACUGGCAAUGGCAUCAGUCGACAGGAACAGGGUGCCCCUCAGGGACCAACUGGCGCCGUGGCCUCUCAAGGAGCUUGGUCGUUUGUCUUCCCUGACGGCACUCCUGCGAAUUUCGAGUUCAUUGCCGACGGAAGCGGUUACCGUGUGCAGUCCGACCUGCUGCCCACCCCCCCUCCCCUCCCCCCGCACGCCAUCGCUCAGAUCGAGAAGGCUCGUCGGGAGGAUGCCGCCGCUGCUGCUUCCGGCGGAGGAGGUGGUUACAGUGGCCAGGCAGGUGCUAGCCAAUCAGGGUUUGGCUCCGGUCACUUCUCGGGAGCUGGUCAAUCAGGGCUCGGUUUCGGUCAGUUCAUAGGUGCUGGCCAGUCACAAUUUGCAGGUCCUGCUGGCUCAGGACAGCGAUUCUCUGGGUCCACUCUGUCACAAAGUCCCAGCACAUCCUAUGGCUACCCUUAGGAAACUUCUUGCUGUUAAACUAAUUUCCCAUGGAGUUUUCUCUCCAGAUUAUUGCCUAAUGAUAUGUUAC